AUGUUGUUCUUUUUCUCAGCAGGCACCAAGGAAACGAAAGACCACGGUAGCAUCGUCCUCCCUGUCAUUUUUGGCAUAAUUUGCCUGGUGGGCACGGUAGGGAACAGCAUUGUGAUCUACACCAUCACCAAAAGACCCAAGAGAAACCACAACACUGCAGAUGUCUUCAUCGUGAGCCUCUCCAUCACAGACCUCCUGUUCCUGCUGGGCAUGCCCUUGCUUAUCCAUCAGCUCCUAGGGAAUGGGGUCUGGCUUUUCGGGGCUACCAUGUGCACCAUCAUCACUGCUUUAGAUGCCAACAGCCAGUUCGCCAGCACGUACAUCCUCACGGCAAUGGCCAUCGACCGCUACCUGGCCACAGUACACCCCAUCCGCUCUGCCUACAUGCGCACCCCCUGCACAGCCGCCCUGGUGAUCUUGCUGCUCUACCUGCUGUCUCUCCUAACCAUUGUACCAGUGUUCAUGUACACCCAGCCCAUUGCUCUGCCUGGCAGCAAAGCUGGGUGUGGCAUCAUCCUACCCAACCUCUCGGUUGAUAUCUAUUGGUACACACUGUACCAGUUCUUCCUGGCGUUUGUCAUCCCGCUCUCAGUCAUCUGCAUUGUGUACCUGAAGAUACAGAAGCACAUUUCAUGCAGGGUGCUGCCACUGCCCCAGAGAAACUUCCGAGCCAGGACUAAGAAGAUCAUGCGGAUGGCAAUAACCAUCUGCUCUGCCUUUUUUAUCUGCUGGGCGCCCUAUUAUAUCCUGCAGUUGGUCCAUCUCAAAGUCACCCAGCCCUCCCUUAUGUUCCUCUAUGCCUACAACGUAGCUAUCAGCUUGGGUUACGCAAGCAGCUGCAUCAACCCAUUCAUAUACAUUGUGUUGAGUGACACUUUCCAAAGGAACCUGGUGAAGGCAAUCUGCCCAGGACAGCAGGCCAGAAGAGGUGACAGACACGCCACUGGGAAAGUCAGUCCCUCCGUGAAAAUAAGUCCUGGGCCAAAUCAGGAGACCUAUCUUAGCAUGACAUAUGCUCAUAAUAUAGACAACUGUAUCGCACUCUCUGUCAUGGUUCCUUAG
Molecule: messenger RNA, 1062 nt
Organism: Mauremys reevesii (Reeves's turtle)
Lineage: Eukaryota; Metazoa; Chordata; Testudines; Geoemydidae
Product: melanin-concentrating hormone receptor 1-like
Exons: 1
Coding region: 1-1062 (353 amino acids)
Biological process (GO): neuropeptide signaling pathway
Cellular component (GO): membrane; neuron projection
Molecular function (GO): neuropeptide binding; melanin-concentrating hormone receptor activity
Source: RefSeq, a predicted model, not a curated record